UUCUUGUCUCCACUAGCCCACCUGCCCGUUUUUCACCCCAGUAUGCCGACUGAACUGCUCUAUUUUGACGACACGUACCUGUUUGCAGGCGCUGCCACUGUCCUUGGCGUCACCUGUAGCUCAGAAACAACCGAUGACCCCGAUCUCGCCAAGGCCCUCAGCAAGGCUCAGCAUGCGGUGAUUCUCGACCAAACGCUGUUCUACCCGCAGGGCGGCGGCCAGCCAACUGACGUAGGCACUAUUUCCAGCAACAAUGCUGUGUUUUCCGUCAAGCACGUGUUCAGCUACAACAGCGUUGUCUACCACUUGGGCGAGUUUUCCGAAGGCGAGUUCUCCACCGGCGACUCGGUCGUCUUGUCAGUGGACGAGGCAGUGCGUCGACAGAACGCCAAGUGCCACUCGGGCGGGCACACAAUCUUCAGCCUCAUCAAGGACUCGCAGUGGCCGAUGGUCGAGAAGAAGGGGCACCACUUUACGGAUGGCGCCUAUGUGGAGUUUACUGGUAUCAUGCCCGACGAGAUAGACAAGGACAAGUUCCAGGCCAUGGUCGACAAGGUCAUUAGCGACAACGUCGAGGUGACGGCGUAUACGAAGGAGGAUGGACUGAGGUAUGUCAAGGUGGGCGAUUUUGUGGAGAAUCCCUGUGGCGGCACCCACAUCAAGAGCACUGGUGAGCUGGGCAAGCUGGUUAUCCGCAAGAUUGCGAGGCGCAAGGGCCAGAACCUGACCAAGAUUUCAUACACCGUGUGAGCUUCUCGUAGCUAUGUACUCCUCCCCUCCACCUGCAUUUAUGUGGGUGGGGAGGAUACUGAUGGCAAUACACAGCAACAAAAGAUACCACAUAUACUACAACAUAUCUUUCAAAAUGCUCCUUUUUAAUGCUGAAUCCGUGCUCCUCAUUUCACUCGCGCUUGUCUCGCCGGGCGAUCAUCCACUUGAAGUACUCGUAUGUAGUCCAGCUGAUGGCCGUGGCAGGCAUGUUGGCAAUGACUCUGGGGCGAGCGCCGCGGAAGAACCCGUUGACGCCCUGCUGCUUGUAAAUAAUCUUCGCCGACUGAAUCAUCGAGCUCGCAUUCCUGACCUCGGGGUCAACCGACGCGCCGCGCGUCUGCAGCAGCGU
This is a messenger RNA of Linderina pennispora, 1120 nucleotides long. RefSeq lists its product as uncharacterized. The coding region runs from base 43 to 750 and encodes 235 amino acids. NCBI's taxonomy places the organism in Eukaryota, Fungi, Kickxellomycota, Kickxellomycetes, Kickxellales, Kickxellaceae. The record is from RefSeq and is a predicted model, not a curated record. Gene Ontology annotation, biological process: regulation of translational fidelity; alanyl-tRNA aminoacylation. The transcript has a single exon. Gene Ontology annotation, molecular function: nucleic acid binding; alanine-tRNA ligase activity; ATP binding.